AUGGGCCCGAAACGUGGUGGUUUUCGUAGGGGGACGAGACAGUCAUCCCGAGUGAGGGGACAGAAUUCCCCUCCCGAACCUGAGGACCUUCCCAUCCCUGAACCGGUGCAGGAACCGGUUGAGCAGUCAUUCGUUGGAGGCCCCUCAGGGCCCGCACCUCCCAUGCCCACGAUAAUGGGAGACCCUAACCUUCAGCAGACCCUGGAGUUACUGACACAGGCCUUAUCCCGGACUGGGCAGUCUAGAGACCCGUCCUUGGGAUAUGCCGACCAGGCAAAGAGGACUGGGCAGUCUAGUGAUCCAGCAGUGGCCGAAGAAUGGAUAGAGCGGAUGGAACGGAUCAUAGAGGUGAUGGCCGUUCCACAGGAUCGUAGAGUAACUUUGGCCACGUUCUUCUUGACUAGAAAUGCAAGAUACUGGUGGGAGUCAGUUAAAAGGAGGUAUCGGGAUCCAUCGGCCAUCACAUGGCCAGUUUUCCGAGCAGCAUUUGACAGUCAGUACUACCCCCAGGCGUAUCAGAAUUUGAAGAUGGAAGAGUUCUUGCAGUUGGAACAGGGAUCGAUGACAGUACUAGAAUAUGAGAAGAAGUUCAACGAGUUGUCAAAAUACUGCAUUCCACUGGUAGAGGAUGAAACCUCACUGAUAGAAAGCAGUCAGAUGAUGGUUAGAGCCCGAGGUGAACCUCGGAGAAGACAGUUUGAGAUGGGUGGUCCCAGUCAGGGGUCAUCCAAGAGAGGUAGCUACAGUUCUGGUUCAUCUAGUGGUCGUAGUUACGGAGGCUUUCGACCUGGAAUCAGCUCAAGUGGAGGCUCCAACCAUAGUGGUAGUUAUGGGAGCCGGCCUGCAGGCAGUUCAGUCAGAGGUUCUGGUAGACAGCCACCAUCAGCAGCUGGCAGGAUGAGGAGCCCACAGUGUACAGGUGGUGAAGCGACUGUUGUAUCACCUAGAGAGAUAGGCACCCAGGGCAGAACCCAGUCUAGAGGAGCCUCGUCCAGUGGUGGGACCCAGACCAGUGUUGCCAGUAGAGGUGGCAGUCAGCAGCAGGGACGAGGUGAACGUGCCAGAGCCACAGGCAGGGUGUAUCACAUCUCCCAGCAGCAGGCACAGGCAUCGCCAGACGUGGUUACAGGUACUCUAUUAGUCUUUGGGACUCCUGCUAGAGUUUUGAUUGACCCUAGGGCUACGCACUCAUUUGUUACGCCUAGUUUUGCCCACAAUGCUGUUGGCAGACUGUCAGCCUUAGGGGAUGAGUUAGCGAUCUCUGUACCUACAGGAGAGAUCUUUCAUGUAGGUACGGUGUAUCGCGAUAGUGCAGUGUUAGUAGGGGAUGUGUGUCUGGAAGCAGAUCUGAUUCCAUUGGAAAUGGUGGGCUUGGAUGUUAUAUUGGGCAUGGAUUGGCUAGCCAAGCAUCAUGCCUCAGUGGAUUGCUUCAGGAAAGAAGUCGUACUCCGUAGCCCUGGACGCCCUGAAGUAACAUUUCAUGGUGAGCGUAGUGUUGAAGGAAAAUGGUGA
Prunus dulcis (almond) is the source of this 1512-nucleotide messenger RNA. RefSeq lists its product as uncharacterized. The record is from RefSeq and is a predicted model, not a curated record. Bases 1 to 1512 code for a protein of 503 amino acids. NCBI's taxonomy places the organism in Eukaryota, Viridiplantae, Streptophyta, Magnoliopsida, Rosales, Rosaceae. The transcript has 3 exons.